AGCCUUAAAUAAUCAAAGUCGCAUCUAAAUAAAAAAUAAUUUCUAUUAUUCUUAUACUAAAAUCCAAAAAAUAAUCACAUGAGCAGUUACAUUUAUAAAAAAAUAUUUCUCAUCUUUAUUUUUUUUAUUUAGUUUGAUAUUCGAUUAAUUUUCACGGUACUUUGACUAGUGCGGUUACAUAGUUAGUAAUUUUAUCGAUUGUUUUGUUGUUUCACAUCACAACAAGAAGCUAGUCGAACACGAACAUUCAUUUUAUAAGUCGUAAAUUUAAAAUUUCGGUGAUCAAAUAAGUGCGAUGAAAUUCCAAUACAAGGAAGAACAUCCUUUCGAAAAAAGGAAAUCAGAAGGAGAAAAAAUUAGAAGAAAAUAUCCUGACAGAGUACCCGUAAUUGUUGAGAAAGCACCAAAAGCAAGGAUUGGUGAUGUUGAUAAAAAGAAAUAUUUAGUGCCAUCUGAUUUAACUGUAGGACAAUUUUAUUUUCUUAUAAGGAAAAGGAUUCAUUUGAGACCUGAAGAUGCUCUGUUCUUCUUUGUUAAUAACGUCAUUCCACCUACUUCUGCUACAAUGGGUUCUUUAUACCAGGAACACCAUGAAGAAGAUUUCUUCUUGUAUAUAGCUUAUUCUGAUGAAAACGUCUAUGGUGAACAGUAAAAAGAGAUCUUGACAGUUUUUACUUAAUUAUAAUCUAAUAAUUCACACUUACGAUUUAUUUUUCAGCAAUCUGAUUUGAAUGUAUUAUUAAAUCACUCGUUAUUAUGUGAUUAAAAAUUACAAAUUUUAUUUUUUUGGUUUAUUGAUUCUUGUAUAUGUUAUUUUAUAUCUAAAACCAUCGUUUUGGUAACAUUUCAAGCACAUUAUUAAUGUUAAGAAAACUUAGAUUAGGUAAUAGAGUAUUUUGCCAUCGGAUAUCUUAGAACUUGGUGGGCUUAAUGUGUUAUAAUUAACUUUAAUUUAAAAAAAAUAAUAAAAUGUUACGUUAAUAUUUGGAA
Diorhabda carinulata is the source of this 990-nucleotide messenger RNA. Its product is annotated as gamma-aminobutyric acid receptor-associated protein. The record is from RefSeq and is a predicted model, not a curated record. The transcript is spliced from 3 exons. The coding region runs from base 296 to 652 and encodes 118 amino acids. Gene Ontology annotation, molecular function: ubiquitin protein ligase binding; GABA receptor binding. Gene Ontology annotation, biological process: autophagy of mitochondrion; cellular response to nitrogen starvation; macroautophagy. Gene Ontology annotation, cellular component: autophagosome membrane; cytosol; autophagosome. NCBI's taxonomy places the organism in Eukaryota, Metazoa, Arthropoda, Insecta, Coleoptera, Chrysomelidae.